Messenger RNA from Syngnathus typhle (broad-nosed pipefish), 2632 nucleotides. RefSeq names its product transcription factor AP-4 (activating enhancer binding protein 4) (gene tfap4). Gene Ontology annotation, biological process: regulation of transcription by RNA polymerase II. Gene Ontology annotation, cellular component: nucleus. The record is from RefSeq and is a predicted model, not a curated record. The transcript has 6 exons. Lineage: Eukaryota; Metazoa; Chordata; Actinopteri; Syngnathiformes; Syngnathidae. The coding region runs from base 271 to 1278 and encodes 335 amino acids. Gene Ontology annotation, molecular function: RNA polymerase II cis-regulatory region sequence-specific DNA binding; protein dimerization activity; DNA-binding transcription factor activity, RNA polymerase II-specific.
AGGGGCGGGGCUGAGAAAGAGCGAGGUCGAGAGCCACACACAACGAGGGAACCCCAUCAGCUGGAAGCCGAGUAACAUUACAAGUCCAUCUCCCAACGCACGAAUUCAUCUUUUCACCUCCUUUGGAUCAGAUCCAUAAACGCCGAAUCUUAUUCGUUUUUAUUAUUGUUACCAGCGGAUAUUGCAUUUUGUCGGGGAUUUUCUGUUAUUUUUGAGGGGAGUAAGGGGACUGGCAGAAGGUGGGGGGAUCAACCGUGGAGAGCCGCGAGCAUGGAAUAUUUCAUGGUGCCCGCUCAGAAGGUGCCCUCCAUGCAACACUUCAGGAAAACGGAGAAAGAAGUCAUUGGGGGGUUGUGUAGCCUGGCCAACAUUCCUCUGAGCCCAGAGACAGCGCGCGACCAGGAGAGGCGAAUCCGCCGUGAGAUCGCCAACAGCAACGAGCGGCGGCGCAUGCAAAGCAUCAACGCUGGCUUCCAGUCUCUGAAGACGCUCAUCCCGCACAGCGACAGCGAGAAGCUCAGCAAGGUGUCGGUGGGGUUCAAAGGAAGACGGGAAUCUUCUGUUUGCGGAGCUUCAUUUCCAGGUUUCUCUUCUCAGGCUGCCAUCUUGCAGCAGACGGCGGAGUACAUUUUCACGCUGGAGCAGGAGAAGACGCGACUACUGCAGCAGAACAGCCAACUCAAGCGAAUCAUACAGGAGUUGAGCGGCUCUUCCCCGAAGAGGAGGCGCGUGGAGGAGAAGGACGAAGGCAUCGGCUCGCCGGACAUCCUGGAGGAGGAGAAGACGGAGGACCUGCGGAGAGAGAUGGUUGAACUGAGGCAGCAGCUAGGGAGGGAACGCUCCGUCAAGAUGAUGCUGGAAGAGCAGUUGCGCUCACUGGAUGCAGAGUUGUACCCGGAGAAACUGAAAGCUUUGAGCCAGCACAGCCUUGUAUGUGUGCAUCAACACAAGCAGCUGGAGAAGGACCUUACACCUGCCCACAACCCACAGGCGGCCGGCCCUCCUGUGUCCACGCACCACGCCACGGUCAUCGUCCCCGCGCCCGUCCCUCCACAGUCCCAUCAUGUCACUGUGGUAACUGUGGGCCCGACAUCCGUCAUCAAUACCAUCUCCACGACCCGCCAUAACCUGGACACCAUCGUCCAGGCCAUCCAGCACAUUGAGAGCACCCAAGCCAAGGGCAGUGGGUGUGAGGAGGAACAACGGCGGGCGGUCAUCGUCAGUUCAAGCCGCGUCCUCCCCGACAGCAACGAGCCAGAUGACUGCUCACUCCCCUAAAUUCCUGGCACGCGCACACGCACGCACAGACUUUGGGCAGGGCCUUUUCAGCACACUGCUAUGGUGUGGCCCCGCGCUGUACGACAAGGCCCCUUGCUCUUAUCUGGUCGCUUAUUAGUGCAGCUACUUGACUUGACUGACAGAUACUCUCGCACUGGAUGUUGGUCCUCCAGGCGACAUUUUUUUGUUGUUGCUUUCUACUCGCCGCUGAAACAAAAUCCCCCAGACUAGGGCCCGACUACGCAGAAUAAAAUUACAAAUUAAUUCAUUAAAAAUAUAUCCACUGCAUUUUUCUUUUCUUAAAUCAUACAACAAUAACAAUAUGAAUCACGGGCAGAACAUCGGUUUUUCAUGACUUUUUCCUUUAGUGUGAGUUCAACUUUAGAGCAGAGAGAAGAAUCUGCGGGGGCGGUUACCCUCGUUCAGAUUUUUGCCUUAUUUUAAUCCCAAUAUUGUCUGAUGAAAUCAGCACAGGCUUUACUUGCCCACUUUCCUUUGGGCUUCUCAAAGUGAUUGUAUUCGGGAGAAUCGAGUCCGCUUAGCGGUCUUUCAUGUCUGCGUGUUACCAUUUUCACUGGGCUGGCUUCCCGGUACACCCCAACUGCCCGUUACCGGUUUUUACACUUUUUUUUUGGAAGCUGAUUAGGUUCCAUUUCCUCCCAGCCGCUGGAAGACAAAUUACAAUCGCGUGCACACUCAAUCGCAUUUGCCUUCUGUGCGGAGCCUUUAUUCCUGCCUAAAGACUCCAAUGUCAAGCCAUGAGGUGCGCAUGCUCACAUUCUCGAUGGUUGCAAUUUCAGAUUGUCUGGUCCAGCAGGAACUCCGGAAGAUUGUCACUCAAGUGCGCCAUGUGACACGGCCCGCUCCAAAAGCAUUCCACGAGGCGUGAAUGCUGGCAUCGUUCCCGCUGGAUGGCGCGGUCGUUGUUCUUAGCUGAGCCGCGAGUGGCGCUCUGAUCCUGCUGGACAGAUAAAUACGUACGUCUUUGCGUUGUUGACACCCUCUCACAGAUGGAAAGAAAACACAUUUAUUACCAAAGUCGAAUUCCUUGUUUGGCACGCUCAAACAUGGCGAAUAAAAGACUCUUGAAUCUUGAAUUUGGAAAAUUAUAAGCAUUUUCUCCCCAAUGUGUACUCUUUAAAAAAAUGGUUGUUGCUCUUGUUUCAUUAGCACUUAGGUGAACAAUGCCAGAGCAUGGACCUGACAAACUCUCCUGUGCUGUCUUUUGUUUGUUUGUGCAUUGUCAUUGAAGAAGCCACUUUGUUUUUGUAAGAGAAACGUUUUGGCCGAUAAUAGAGGCUUGUGCCUUUGCAAAGACAGAAUAAUAAACUUUGUACUUUGUUUUUUAAAGAUA